This is a messenger RNA of Symbiodinium natans, 363 nucleotides long. Lineage: Eukaryota; Dinophyceae; Suessiales; Symbiodiniaceae. The record is from the annotation of a GenBank genome assembly.
AUGGCCAAGCCCAUCGUCAUCAGCUUCAAACGCCGGCUUGGGGAAGGGUCCGAGCCGGAACCCGUAGAGCCCAGCGACGGCAGCGAAGGCAGUCAAGGUGAGCAGAAGGCGAAGGCCGCCAGGACCAGGCUGGCCCGGGGCCUGUGGGAGCGCGUGGAGCGGCUGAAGGACCAGUUGGAGAAUUGGCUGGAGGUGGAGACAGCACAUCUGGCGCUCGCAGCGGAGGCCGCAGUGGAAACGGGAAGCCAAGCGCGUGACGAGGCGAGAAUGGGAGUAAUGGGAGUUUGGUUGCAGCGGCACUUGCGCUGCGGCAGAGGGUGGAGGCCGACGAGAAGGCUCUAUCCGAGCUCACGGGUUUCAUGA